Brachypodium distachyon (stiff brome) is the source of this 3108-nucleotide messenger RNA. RefSeq names its product mitochondrial Rho GTPase 1. Lineage: Eukaryota; Viridiplantae; Streptophyta; Magnoliopsida; Poales; Poaceae. The transcript has 14 exons. Bases 999 to 2906 code for a protein of 635 amino acids. The record is from RefSeq and is a predicted model, not a curated record. Gene Ontology annotation, cellular component: mitochondrial outer membrane. Gene Ontology annotation, biological process: mitochondrion organization; small GTPase-mediated signal transduction. Gene Ontology annotation, molecular function: calcium ion binding; GTP binding; GTPase activity.
GGUUCUGAUCUGGGUGGUUUCGAUCAUCCGACCGGUGUGUUUUUAUCAGUUAGAUUUGAUCGGCCGAACGGCGGCGGGGUUUUCUUAAUCCAAUUGCACUGAGUUUUAAUUGUAGCUGCACUUCGACUACUGUUGCAACUGAGUGGGGUCAAGUGUGCAACUGCAAUUUUUUAUUUUGGUUUUUCCAUUCUUUUGGUUUUGAUACAUUUUUUCACCGGCUGCACUUGAACCAAUUGCAGUAUUAUUUUUUUUGCAAUUCUACCUACCCAAGGUGCAAUUGCAAGGAUUUAAGAUUCUGUUUUUAGGAACCUUCUUUAUGAUCUCUUCUUUAUGUGUAUACAAGCCGAGGCCGUGUAUAAUACAUAUAGACACAAAGCCCAGGCCAGUACCCAGCCCCAGUAUAUAAUAGGAACAAACGUUCUAAAUUUCUGGAGGGAAAACACAAAAGUCUUGGUUUUAUUUCUGUCCAUUAGAUGUAUGAUGUGGGGCUUAGAAAAAUGUGACUGGUUUAUGUUCCAAAACCAGGCGCCUGGUUUGAAAACCAAAACCAGGCGCCUGCUUUGUAAACCAAAACCAGACCCCUAGGGAUAGACAGACCCUAACUUUAAUGCGUCAACUGAAAAAAUGCGUCAACUGGGAUUUAGAUCUUUUGUUAAAAAUCGGACGAUUUGAAUAUAACCACACCCAAUAUUCGAUUUCUAAAGAUUCAACACAAAAUAACGUUACUACGUAUAGCAAUUUCCUAAGUACGAAUUUCAGUAUUCAUCGGGCCUUGGUCCAGAGGGCUAUCUCACUAGGUCCAGAACCAGAAGAUCACGAUCCGACGGUCAGAUUUCAUUUCAUUUUGCGUGGAAAAGACAACAGAAAUCAGCUUCCUCCAUUUCUUUCUUCCCCUGCAAGCUGAAGCAACAAGACGACAAAACCCGGCACCCCCGAAAGAAGAUAAAAUAAAUCAAAACCUCCCCAAAACCCCAACCCGGCGGGAGGCCAGGAGAGAGAUGGCGACGCCGGCGGCGAAACAGCGGGGCCUGCGGGUGGUGGUGGUCGGCGACCCCGGCACCGGCAAGUCCAGCCUCAUCGUCGCUCUUGCCGCCAACCAGUACCCCGUGACCCCUCCCCGCGUCGUGCCCCCCACCCGCCUCCCCGUCGACCUCUUCCCGGAACGCAUCCCCAUCACCGUCGUCGACACCUCCUCCAGCGAGGGGCGCACGGCGGAGCUGAUUACCGAAUGCCAGGCGGCGGAUGCGGUGGUGCUGACGUAUGCCUGCGACAGUCCCGAGACUCUGGACAGGCUCAGCUCGUUCUGGCUGCCCAAGCUCCGGAGCUGCCAGGUAAAGGUGCCGGUGAUCGUGGCAGGGUGCAAGCUGGACCUCAAGGACGAACAGCAGGGUGACCUUGCACAGGCUGUGGAGCCCAUCAUGCAGAGCUUCGGCGAGAUUGAGACCUGCAUUGAGUGCUCCGCACUGCGCCAGAUCCAGGUGGGGGAGGUCUUCUUUUAUGCCCAGAAGGCAGUGAUUUACCCAACAGCUCCUCUCUUUGAUCAAAACAUAGAAGCUCUAACGUCCCGUUGUAUCAGUGCUUUGAAACGGAUAUUCAUUUUAAGCGACCAUGAUAUGGAUGGAGCUCUCAGUGAUGCGGAGCUCAAUGAAUUUCAGAUCAGAUGUUUUGACACUCCUCUCCAGCCUGCUGAAAUAGUAGGUGUGAAGAAAGCUGUUAAAGAAAAGAUGCCUGAAGGUGUAAAUGUUAAUGGGCUUACCUUAACUGGUUUCCUCUACCUUCAUGCUCUUUUUAUGGAAAAGGGUCAAGUCCAAACUACCUGGACAGUAUUGAGGAACUUUAAUUAUGAUAAUGACUUGAAGGUUAGGGCGGAUCCAAUUCCAAAGAUAGCUCCUGACCAGACUCUAGAAUUGACAAAUGAAGCAGUUGAUUUCUUGAGAGGAAUAUUCAAAAUGUUUGACAUGGAUAAUGAUGGAGCUUUGCUUCCUGCUGAGCUGGAGGGUCUUUUCUCAACUGCACCCGAAAACCCAUGGUCUUCAAAUCCUUACAAAGACUGUGCUGAAAAUAAUGUAUUGGGUGAUCUGUCACUUGAAGGUUUUCUCUCGAAGUGGGCUCUAAUGACACUACUAGAUCCAGCAAAUAGCUUUUCCAACUUAAAAUAUGUUUGCUAUCCUGGUGAUUUUAGCUCUGCAUUUACUAUCACAAGGAAAAGAAGAGUGGAUCGUCAAAAACAGAAAACUCAAAGAAAUGUAAUCCAGUGUUAUGUUUUUGGGCCUAGAGGCGCUGGAAAGACUGCACUACUACAAUCAUUCCUUGGAAGGCAGCAUUCUGAUACUCCUACAGCUAGAAGUGAACGAUUUGCAGCAAAUGUUGUUGAGCUGUGUGAUGAUACUAGAAAGAAACUUGUUUUGCGGGAGAUUCCUGAAGUUGAUAUAAGUUCAUUAUUGUCUAAGAAGGAAUCCUUGGCACCUUGUGAUGUAGCAGCAUUUGUAUAUGAUAGUUCUGAUGAACUUUCAUGGCAAAAAGCAAAAGAGAUGCUUGUGCAAGUCGCUACACAUGGAGAAAACACUGGCUACAGUGUUCCUUGUCUUAUAGUUGCAUGUAAGGAUGAUCUUGCCCGAUCUCCACUGGCUCUACAGGAAUCAAUCAGGGUGAGCCAAGACAUGGGAAUGGAAACACCAAUUCCUAUCAGCGUUAAGCUGGAUGGCUUGAACUAUAUUUUCUGCAGAAUAGUUCAUGCGGCACAGAAGCCUCACCUGAGCAUUCCAGAGACUGAAGCUGGGAAAGCACGUAGGCGGUACAAUCGGCUUCUAAACCGUUCUCUUAUGGUUGUUUCAGUUGGAGUUGUUGCAGUUGUGGGGAUAGCUGCUUGCCGGAUCUAUGCAGCCAGGAAGAACACAUCCUCUUGAUAAAGCCAAGCCAGCUUCUGCCCUGCGAGGCUACGAACAGUCUAUGUGCAUAUGAUCGCUUGCUGUAAAUCAUUCUUCCCAUGACUUGCGAUGGUCAUCUCAAAUUGCUGCAAUGGAUACAGUGUUCUGACUUUGGUUGCUGUCAUCAAUGUCUGACCUUUAUUUGUUGUUUAUUGUGUCAAUAUAGUUCUCUUGGCCCCCA